ACUUGCCUGAUAUUUCCAGUGUCAGAGGGACACGGCCAACGUGUAGCCCCUUCCAGGCUGACAGCCGCGCUCCAGCCAUUGCUGCGAGCCCGUCUGCUCCCGCCCUGCCGGUGCACUCCCCCGCAGCCGCCCUCCGCCGAGCCCCAGCGCCCGCUCCCAUCGCCGAUGACCGCGGGGAAGAGGAUGGAGAUGCUCUGUGCCGGCAGGGUCCCUGCGCUGCUGCUCUGCCUGGGUUUUCAUCUUCUACAGGCAGUCCUCAGUACAACUGUGAUUCCAUCAUGUAUCCCAGGAGAGUCCAGUGAUAACUGCACAGCUUUAGUUCAGACAGAAGACAAUCCACGUGUGGCUCAAGUGUCAAUAACAAAGUGUAGCUCUGACAUGAAUGGCUACUGUUUGCAUGGACAGUGCAUCUACCUGGUGGACAUGAGUCAAAACUACUGCAGGUGUGAAGUGGGUUAUACUGGUGUCCGAUGUGAACACUUCUUUUUAACCGUCCACCAACCUUUAAGCAAAGAAUAUGUGGCUUUGACCGUGAUUCUUAUUAUUUUGUUUCUUAUCACAGUCGUCGGUUCCACAUAUUAUUUCUGCAGAUGGUACAGAAAUCGAAAAAGUAAAGAACCAAAGAAGGAAUAUGAGAGAGUUACUUCAGGGGAUCCAGAGUUGCCACAAGUCUGAAUGGCGCCAUCAAACUUAUGGGCAGGGAUAACAGUGUGCCUGGUUAAUAUUAAUAUUCUCAUUUUAUUAAUAAUAUUUAUGUUGGGUCAAGUGUUAGGUCAAUAACACUGUAUUUUAAUAUACUUGAAAAAUGUUUUUAUUUUUGUUUUAUUUUUGACAGACUAUUUGCUAAUGUAUAAUAUGCAGAAAAUAUUUAAUAUCAAAAGAAAAUUGAUAUUUUUAUAAAAGUAAUUUCCUGAGCUAAAUGCUUCACUGAAAGCUUCAAAGUUUAUAUGCCUGGUGCACAGUGCUUAGAAGUAAGCAAUUCCCGGGUCAUAGCUGAAGAAUUGUUAGCAAAUGACAGAUUUCUGUAAGCCUAUAUAUAUAGUCAAAUCGAUUUAGUAAGUAUUUUUUUUUCUGUUCCUCAAAUCAAUGAUAAUUGGUUUGACUGUACCAUGGUUUGAUAUGUAGUUGGCACCAUGGUAUCACAUAUUAAAACAAUAAUGCAAUUAGAAUUUGGGAGAAGCAAAUAUAGGUCCUGUGUUAAACACUACACAUUUGAAACAAGCUAACCCUGGGGAGUCUAUGGUCUCUUCACUCAGGUCUCAGCUAUAAUUCUGUUAUAUGAGGGGCAGUGGACAGUUCCCUAUGCCAACUCAUGACUCCUACAGGUACUAGUCAUUCAUCUACCAGAUUCUGCCUAUGUAAAAUGAAUUGAAAAACAAUUUUCUGUAAUCUUUUAUUUAAGUAGUGGGCAUUUCAUAGCUUCACAAUAUUCCUUUUUCGUAUAUUACAACAUUUAUGUGAGGUAAUUAUUGCUCAACAGACAAUUAGAAAAAAGCCCACACUUGAAGCCUAAAUUUGUGCUUUUUAAGAAUAUUUUUAGAAUAUUUCUUUUUAUAGGGGCUUUGCUGAAUUCUAACAUUAAAUCACAGCCCAAAAUUUGAUGGACUAAUUAUUAUUUUAAAAUACAUGAAGACAAUAAUUCUACAUGUUGUCUUAAGAUGGAAAUACAGUUAUUUCAUCUUUUAUUCAAGGAAGUUUUAACUUUAAUAUAGCUCAGUAAAUGGCUUCUUCUCGAAUGUAAAGUUAUGUAUUUAAAGUUGUAUCUUGACACAGGAAAUGGGAAAAAACUUAAAAAAUUAAUAUGGUGUAUUUUUCCAAAUGAAAAAUCUCAAUUGAAAGCUUUUAAAAUGUAGAAACUUAAACAUACCUUCCUAUGGAGGCUGGGAUGAAAACUAGGGCUCAUUUUUCUGACAUUUGUUUAUUUUUUGGAAGAGACAAAGAUUUCUUCUGCACUCUGAGCCCAUAGGUCUCAGAGAGUUAAUAGGAGUAUUUUUGGGCUAUUGCAUAGGGAGCCACUGCUGCCACCACCUUUGGAUUUUAUGGGAGGCUGCUUCAUCGAAUGCUAAACCUUUAAGUAGAGUCUCCCUGGAUCACAUACCGGGUCAGGGAGGAUUUGUUCUUCCUCCACUUUUAUCCUGGCAUGUGCUAGGGCAAUGAAGACAUAAUAAGCCAUGGCUGACCUCUGGAGCACUAGGUGCCAGGACUUGUCUCCAUGUGUAUCCAUGCAUUAUAUACCCUGGUACAAUCACAUGACUGUCAUCUAAAGUCCUGGCCCUGGCCCUUACUAUUAGGAAAAUAAACAGACAAAAACAAGUAAAUAUAUAUGUUCAUAUACAUAUUGUAUAUGUUGUCAUAUACAUAUUGUAUAUAUAUUCAUAUACAAACAUGUAUGUAUACAUGACCUUAAUGGAUCAUAGAAUUGCAGUCAUUUGGUGCUCUAUUAACCAUUUAUAUAAAAUUUAAAAACAAGAGAAAAGAAAAA
Molecule: messenger RNA, 2482 nt
Organism: Pongo pygmaeus (Bornean orangutan)
Lineage: Eukaryota; Metazoa; Chordata; Mammalia; Primates; Hominidae
Gene: EREG
Product: epiregulin
Exons: 5
Coding region: 166-675 (169 amino acids)
Biological process (GO): positive regulation of mitotic nuclear division; epidermal growth factor receptor signaling pathway; positive regulation of cell population proliferation
Molecular function (GO): growth factor activity; epidermal growth factor receptor binding
Source: RefSeq, a predicted model, not a curated record